AUGGAUUCGCCUGUGAACCUAACCUACUUUUCCCUCUCCACCCCCGCCCCUUUGGAGACCAACCGCAGCGGCCUCGGCGCGGAAGACUCGCGCCCCAGCCCCCUCCUCUCUGUCUUCGGUGUGCUUAUCCUGACCUUUCUGGGCUUUCUGGUGGCCGCCACGUUCUCCUGGAACCUGCUGGUGCUGGCGACCAUUCUCCGUGUGCGCACCUUCCACCGGGUUCCGCACAACUUAGUGGCGUCCAUGGCCAUCUCGGAUGUGCUGGUGGCCGCUCUGGUCAUGCCCCUGAGCCUGGUGCACGAGCUGUCCGGGCGCCGCUGGCAGCUGGGCCGGCGACUGUGCCAGCUGUGGAUCGCAUGCGACGUGCUCUGCUGCACGGCCAGCAUCUGGAACGUGACGGCCAUCGCGCUGGACCGCUACUGGUCCAUCACCCGCCACCUGCAAUACACACUGCGCACCCGCAAGCGCGUCUCCAACGUUAUGAUAGUGCUCACCUGGGCGCUCUCCGCCGUGAUCUCCCUGGCCCCGCUGCUCUUCGGCUGGGGGGAGACCUACUCUGAGGACAGCGAGGAGUGCCAGGUGAGCCGCGAGCCGUCCUACACCGUGUUCUCCACCGUGGGCGCCUUCUACCUGCCCCUCUGCGUCGUGCUCUUUGUGUACUGGAAGAUCUACAAGGCGGCCAGGUUCCGCGUGGGCUCCAGGACCAACAGUGUCUCACCCAUAUCGGAGGCUGUGGAGGCGAAGACCUCUGCUCAGCAGCCUCAGAUGGUGUUCACAGUCCGCCACACCACCGUCACCUUCCAGACAGAAGGGGACACGUGGAGGGAGCAGAAAGAGCAGAAGGCCGCCCUGAUGGUGGGCAUCCUCAUUGGGGUGUUUGCGCUCUGCUGGAUCCCUUUCUUCACCACGGAGCUCAUCAGCCCCCUGUGUUCCUGCGACAUCCCCACCAUCUGGAAGAGCAUCUUCCUUUGGCUUGGCUACUCCAACUCCUUCUUUAACCCCCUGAUCUAUACAGCUUUCAACAAGAACUACAACAGCGCCUUCAAGAACUUCUUUUCUAAGCAACACUGAGCACGAGGCCUGGGGAUAGGAAGGAGCUGUCCUGUAACUCAAUCAAAUUUCCAAUUCUACCUACUUCCCCAUAAAUACCCAGUACUACACGGAAGAGGCAAGUCCUCGGAGUUCUCCGGGGUCGUCUUCAGAACUAGCCCUCCCUUCCAUGCUCCAAGGCAGGAAUGUGGGUCUUCCCAGACAGUUUUGGUGACCUUAUUAAUCUAACUUACCUGUUCUUGCUCUCCCUGCACCUACCAGCCACGGACUUUGCCCACAAAGUGCCCUUUCCUCCCCCAAAUCCACUCCAGCAUGGUCAUCGUCCUUGCCCCAGAGAAGUCAGACAUAGAAGAUGAGAGGGAGGAAAUAAAGCAACAUGGACAGAUAGAGAAUGGGUGGAAGAUGAUGAAUUAGAAGUCAUACUGCGAUAUCCGAGGGGUAGGAAACCAUAAUUCCAAGUUUUGUGGAAUAGUCCUUAUUUCGAACGUUCCAUUCUGUGGUCCUGUUAAAUAUACCCUAGUACUUAUUGUGUAUGUCCCAGGGUUUGGCCAUAAAAUAUUGUCUCUGAACCUAUUAAAGCACAUGGCCACAACUGUAAGACCAGUGAAUACUGGCUUUAAAGCUUUGUUUGUGGCAACCACAUGUGUGUGUGUGUGUGUGUGUGUGUGCAUGCGCGCACACACACACACACACAGAACUCUGGAGGAGGUGAAUGUUCCAAAGGCCAGUUUAUUCUAAAAUCCAACCCAUCAAGUUGGAACAGGAGCUAAAAGUCAAACCAAUAUCUCCCACCAUUCUGAGGCAACUGUGCACAAACCAUAGAAAAAUAGACUAGUUUUGUAGACUCUGUCAAACUUGCUUAUUUUCUAUGGAGUUUCUUUGUACAGAAUUUAUUCAAAUGUUGCAGGACAAAGACCUUUAUCCUUGGAUCAUGAGGUUAGAGGAAAACAGGUGUCAUGAAGCUGGCGGCUUCUUUUAGUCUCAUAACCAAGGACUGUGAAGGUAUAUUUACCGAACACGUACACUUUAAAGGGACAGUUGGUUAAUUUGCUAUUUUUUACUGAUGUGUGAAUGCCCAUUUUGAGGCCAACACUACUAGUAACUAAUGAGAAAAGCAGAAAUAUGGUAAAAUGUGGCCUCGGUCCUCGGCAGGUUGACACCUCUAUAUAAGUGAGUCAAGGCAUUUAAGUGAUGGUGUGGUGUUUAUAUGAUCAUAUAAAACCUAGGCCAUUCUACAAAACUUUAAAAAGA
Messenger RNA from Prionailurus viverrinus (fishing cat), 2301 nucleotides. RefSeq names its product 5-hydroxytryptamine receptor 5A (gene HTR5A). Gene Ontology annotation, molecular function: neurotransmitter receptor activity; G protein-coupled serotonin receptor activity. The record is from RefSeq and is a predicted model, not a curated record. The transcript is spliced from 2 exons. Gene Ontology annotation, biological process: G protein-coupled receptor signaling pathway, coupled to cyclic nucleotide second messenger; chemical synaptic transmission. The coding region runs from base 1 to 1071 and encodes 356 amino acids. Gene Ontology annotation, cellular component: plasma membrane; dendrite. NCBI's taxonomy places the organism in Eukaryota, Metazoa, Chordata, Mammalia, Carnivora, Felidae.